This is a messenger RNA of Agrilus planipennis (emerald ash borer), 666 nucleotides long. Its product is annotated as facilitated trehalose transporter Tret1-like. Gene Ontology annotation, biological process: transmembrane transport. The annotation marks the transcript as partial. Gene Ontology annotation, molecular function: transmembrane transporter activity. The record is from RefSeq and is a predicted model, not a curated record. NCBI's taxonomy places the organism in Eukaryota, Metazoa, Arthropoda, Insecta, Coleoptera, Buprestidae. Gene Ontology annotation, cellular component: membrane. The transcript has 4 exons.
CCAAUCUGGUCCAAAUACAUAUUGUACUGUUUUCAGAUUUUUGCUACCUUACUAGCGGCAUCUUCUCAGAUACCAGUGGGCGUAUCCGUAGCGUAUUCGGCAGUACUGGUGCCUCAGCUAGAAAGCCCAGAAAGUGAUAUUAAAGUUACCGUAACGGAAAGUUCGUGGAUUGCUAGUUGUGUAGCAUUAGUGGUACCAUUGGGGUCGAUUGCAAGUGGCUUCCUAAUGGACAGGAUAGGACGUUUGAACACCAUCAAGUUAACCGCGAUACCCAACACCAUAGGAUGGGCCCUCAUCGCACUAGCAACGAAUGCUCCAAUGCUAUUAAUCGGACGAUUAUUAACGGGGUUUGGAGGGGCUAUUGGUACAGGUCCUGCAAUUGUUUAUAUCACCGAAAUAGCAAGGCCUGAUAUGAGAGGUGCUCUCAUAUGUACUUUUGCAUCGUGUGCCUCUUUUGGGAUGCUCCUAACAUAUCUACAGGGAUGGGUCUCGGAUUGGCGUGUUUUGGCAUGGAGUACCAUAGCGUAUAGCAUCAUUCCCGUAAUAUUCCUUUGGUUCAUUCAGGAGAGUCCAUUGUGGCUGGUCAGCAAAGGAAAAAACGAAAGGGCCAAGAAGUCGCUGGAGUGGUUCCACAAAUACCAUGAUAUGCGUAUCUGUUCAAACUAA